Messenger RNA from Salvia hispanica, 744 nucleotides. The record is from RefSeq and is a predicted model, not a curated record. Lineage: Eukaryota; Viridiplantae; Streptophyta; Magnoliopsida; Lamiales; Lamiaceae.
UAUUCCCUCUCUCUAAACCUCUCGCCGUCAGCCUCCGGCGACACCUCUUCUCCAGCGAUCAUUCACCUUCGAUCACUUCAUUCUAUCAACCUCUUUCCCCUUCUCUCUCCCUACCUCCCUCUCUCUCUUGCGACGACUACCGCCACUACCACGCCUCUCGCUCGCAAAGCCGCUUGCAUGCGGCGGUUGAGCUCAUUGCCGUCACUCUCUCUCCCUCAGCGUUCUCUCGAUGUUUUACGGAACAAGAGAUUUCUCUCCCUUCCCGUUCCCGACGUCGUCACACAGUGCGUGCGGUGGUUGCUGCGGAUGCGUGACAGCAGUUGACCACCGUCGCCUCCUGACUUUCUCGGCCCAGCCUCGCGCCGCCUCCAAGGAUGUCUCUGGCGAGUUUAGAUCCUUCUCUCUUUCUCUCUCUCACAGCCUCUGUCUGAAUGGAAUCUCCGCCGCUGCACGAGUCACCAUAUGCCGCGCUCGGCCGUCAGCUUGGGCGGCCUUCUUUUUCUCGCACGUCAUCAUCGCUCAUCGCUGCAUGAGACGGGUCUCGACACCGUCGUCCUUCUAUGUGCUCGACGGCUUCUCCGGCAAGGCACAUAAACGUGAAGUCUUAAAAUUGCUCGGAGGUGUAGCGACGCACGCCAUUGUCGAACAAGCUGUCCGAGACAUGCAUGAUCUUCUUAUUUACUUAUACUAUAGAUUAGCAUAUAAUAUAAUUAUCUUGUAAAAUUUAUAUUCUAUCAGACAUUA